Coregonus clupeaformis (lake whitefish) is the source of this 3787-nucleotide messenger RNA. Its product is annotated as protein FAM171A1-like. Gene Ontology annotation, cellular component: plasma membrane. The record is from RefSeq and is a predicted model, not a curated record. Gene Ontology annotation, biological process: stress fiber assembly; regulation of cell shape. The transcript has 9 exons. The coding region runs from base 227 to 2926 and encodes 899 amino acids. NCBI's taxonomy places the organism in Eukaryota, Metazoa, Chordata, Actinopteri, Salmoniformes, Salmonidae.
UUUAGUGACUUUCUUUCUUUUUUGAAGAAAAAAAAAGAACCGACGGAGCGGCAAGAGCGGUGGGAUGCAGAACUGAACUGGACAUACUGAGGGGGAAAAUAGAGGGAACGCUGAUGCUACAAAAUAUGGAGUCUUGCCCGAUGUACAUGUGUGUAUUGUACAAUACAUUGAUGUAGCCAGCCAAUAUUUUAUAUUUAUCUGAACCGUUUUUUGUGUGACAUCUGCAAUGAUGCGGGUCGGGGAUUUGAGCAGGACCGCAGCGAUAGUGCUCUGUCUUUUGGGAUGCAAUGUGUGGAAAGCGGUAACCAAAACCCUGCAGGAAGACAACGAUAUAAAAGAGGUGACUCUGAAGGUUCACCUGAGUGAUGCCAGCACCCACCAGCCCCUGGGCGGAGCCACCAUCGAGCUCUUCGCCAACCACACCCCCCCUGUAACCACAGAGACCUCCGCUGCCGACGGCAACGCCUACCUGCGCUUUCCCUACCGCCUUGGAACCCUGCUGGUCGUCACAGCAACCAGACAGGGCUACGUGCCAAACUCCGCCCCCUGGAGACCCACCAGACUGCCUGUGUUUUCCUCUCUCAGUCUGGAGCUGCUACCAGAGAGAGCUGCCACUCUGAUGGUGUAUGAAGACCUUAUACAGAUUAACUCUGGAUCCCAAGGAUUGAGGGGUCAGUCCUGGGUUCAGUUCCAGCGUCGAGCCCUGAGCCUCCCUCCCAACUCGUCCUACAGCAACCUCACUGCCCUGCUCACUGUGGCCAACAACCCCAGCCACAUCCAGCACUUCCCCUACCUGCAGGGCCUGGGGGGCAACGGAACAGGAAGUGAGCGUAGGUUUGAGCUGACUCCAGUGGCGGCCAUUUCUGUCCACCUAUUGGCCAGCAAGGGGGUGGAGCUCCAGGUGAACGGACCAAUCAGCAUCUCCGUCCCUCUACCGGCCAAUAGCGGCCUGAAGGAGAACCAACACAUCCCAGCCUGGAGGUUCGACCCCAGUCUGGGGGCCUGGUUGAAGAGCAGUCUGGGCUAUGUCCAGAGGGAGGGAGACCAGCUCAGCCUAACCUACAUCGCUCCUCAGCUUGGAUACUGGGUGGCUACCAUGUCCCCACUAGACACAGGUCCGGUGGUGACAAAGGACAUCAGUACGUACCACACAGUCUUCCUAUUGGCCAUACUGGGAGGCAUGGCUGUCAUCCUCCUCUGCCUGCUCUGUCUACUGCUGUACUACUGCAGGCGUGGUUGUGUGAAGCCUCGUCUGUCCCAUCGGAAGCUGAAUCUGUCGUCUGGUCUGGAGGGCAGUAAGAGAGAUCAGGCCACCUCCAUGUCUCACCUCAAUCUCAUCAGCAGCGAGGUUCAUUUGGAGCUGGUCUCUACGACAACAGAACCCGACAUGACCACGCCCAUGCUCAAACCCUCCUCCUACGAUUGCCAUGACCUGGUCUCCCAUGGCAACCACAGUCGCAUGUCGCUAGGCAACCACAGCCAAAGUCGUCAUGGCUCAUCGCUAGGCAACCUGACGCCGCGCAGCAAAGACUACCGUCAGUCUGUGGAGACAUUCCCGUUAAAGUCAGCCCUCUCCACCGGGACGGAUGCCGGCUACCGCCAAUCAUACACCUCCAUCUGCUCAUCUACCAAUCAGCUCCCAGAUAGACUUUCAUCCUCAAAUCAGGUGCAGGCGUCGGCAGCUCAAUUGAGUGGUGUGGGGGAGGGAGCGACUAGUGUGUGUGAGGCUACCUCCCCCUGCUCUCCACCUGUCUCCCCUAUCAGAGGGGAGGGGUGUGAGCGCAGACCCCCAGACUACUUCCUGUCCCGAUCUGUGGACCACCUGGGCUCCCUGCCCCUCUCCCUCCCCAGGCCGGGCCAGCUGCUGUGCUGUGGCUCUGUGGACCUGCUGAGUGGAGGAGACGGUUACCCCAGGAGGAUCCGGCCCACCCUGGUGAUCCCAGCCCACUACAUGCGCCUGCCGGGGGAACACCCGCUGUGUGGCCAGGCCCUGUUCUUACAGACUGACCAGCAGAGUGACCUGGAGACCAUCCAGGCUGAGCUCAACGCCUCACACUCCCAGCAGCCUCUGGGGCAAACACACACCGACUAUGCCACCGCCUCAGCCAACCAGGGACUAAGAGAGGGGCAAGGGGAGUGGAGCAGCCUAUCAGAGUCCCUGUCUAUCCCGACAGCACUUGGGGAGGCAGGGAUUAUGCAAAUGAACGGCGAGGACACGCUAUUGGCCGAGAAGAAACUGAUGGAACUGAGGGGAGGGAAGCCCCUCACACACCCACGCGCCUGGUUCGUCUCAUUGGACGGUCGGUCUAACGCCAUCAGACACUCUUACAUAGACUUGCAGCGGGCUGGACAAGCCAAGGGGAAUCCAGGGGGAGGAGGUAGCCAUGGUAACAACAGUGGUGGUAGACAUGUCAACGGAAACGACGCAAGUCUGGACUCCGGUGUGGACCUGAACGAGCCCAGAGCGGGGCGGAGGGGGAGGGAGGUAGGAGAGAGGGAAAGAGAGAAGGACAGAGAGAGGGGGAGGACAAAGAGCGGCCCUCCUGCCAUGGCCUACACCCAGCUGGUAUAUGUGGAUGACCUGGACGGGCCGGACAGCGAGGAGGAGGGGGAGACUCCUGAGUGUAGCCCCCAGGACAGCCCUUUGGGUCCAGUGUUGCAGAACACACAGGGACAUCAAGAAGAAGAAGAGGAGGAACACAGAGGAGAGGGGAUGAUACAGGAAGAGGCUCCUUCACCCCUCUCCUCCCCCUCCUCCUCCUCCCCACCCCCCCUCCCAGAGCCAGAAGGCGUGGUCUUCAGGACUGAGCAUGACCAGACAGCCCUACUGGCUGUUGCCCCUGAUGACCACGGAGAGGAGGAGAAGAAGAGCCCCUGGCAGAAGAGGGAGGAGCGCCCCCUACUGGCAGCCUUUAACCUCAAAUAACCUCUGACCCUUGAACUAUGACAUUACUUCCCCCCACCACCCCACCCCAGAGUGGCAUGAAGAAGGAUUAGCCAGCUAUAGAUGUCCAGACCAUUCAGGAAGUACAUCUGCACUGGGAGCUAAAUGGAACUGUCAGUGAAUGGAAACGAUUGGAACAGUUGGAACUCCAUUGGAACUCCAUACAUCCUAAUCUCUUUUAUGACAUGUCUAAUCCUUACUGUGUGUCAUCCUAGCCCCACACUACAUGGACAGGCCACUGACUAGACAUGCCAUAGAGACUUUGUCUGAGUGAUACAGAUGAACUCCUGAAGUUAAAAAAACAACGUCAGAGAACAUGUUAUGCACAACUGCUAUGCCUUUAGUAAAUUAGCUGUCAGCAAAAAGAGGCUGUAGAAUGAAGCAGAGACAGACAAUGAGUGUGCUUCAAUACUUAUCAGCAGCUUCCUUUCCUCAGUCUUAUCUGCUUCAGUCCACUGAUCUGAAAAGCAUCGGACAAGUAAAAGCAAUAUGGCGGAUGUCUAUUGGCAGGUCUAGGUAGAAGGGGUAGUAGUGUUUUAAGAACAGUAACUAGGACACAGGAUAUACAUACAGCAGGAAAGGAAGCUACUCAAAUGUACUCUAAUGUAGAAUUCUGCAGGUAGACGUUGCCCAGAGCACAGAUCUACGAUCAGUUUCCCCCCACAAGUCUUCAUCUGGGCGGCAGGUAGCCUAGCGGUUAUAGCGUUGGGCCAGUAACGGAAAGGUCAAUGGUUCGAAAAUACCCGAGCCAACAAGGUGAUAAAUCUAUCGAUGUGCCCUUGAGCAAGGCACUUAACCCUAAUUUGCUCCAGGGGCGCUGUACUACUAUGGCUGACCCUGUAA